Molecule: messenger RNA, 4834 nt
Organism: Centruroides sculpturatus (bark scorpion)
Lineage: Eukaryota; Metazoa; Arthropoda; Arachnida; Scorpiones; Buthidae
Gene: Slmap
Product: sarcolemmal membrane-associated protein-like
Exons: 24
Coding region: 678-3200 (840 amino acids)
Molecular function (GO): protein binding
Source: RefSeq, a predicted model, not a curated record
UCCGUGGGCUGCCAUCUUGUCAACAACAAAACUCCAUAUUCUCAAUCCCACAAUUCAUUAAUAUUUCAAUAAUGUUAUUAAUUCGAUCGUAUUAUCGUUAAUUAUACCGUAAAAUGAAAUAGUAUCGCUCGGAAGUGUUUAUAUAUUGAAAUUGAACGAAUGCUAUGAUUUAGAUUCCUGGGUCCGCAGCAAGCCAACAUGGACCAGUAUCGAGAUUGGUAAGAAAUAUUUAGAAAUAUUACAAACUUGAGAAUUCGAAGUUUGUGAAGACUCUUUGACUGUUUUAUUGGAUAAUUUAACGUAAAUUUCUUAAUACUUUGUUCGUGUAACUUAUGAAGUUUGGAAUUGUUAGAUCCGGAGUGAAUGAUGAAUGUAAAAAAUAUCAAAUCGAGGGGAGCGGCUAAAAGUUAAUCAAGACUGGUCUCUGUGUCUUAAGCUUAAAUUCUGCAUAUUCAGCAUUUUAAGAGUAUAAAACGGCCUGGAAGCAUAUAACUAUACAUCUGUAAUAUGUUAAUUAGUCUGAUGUUUCUCUGAAUUUUCAUAUAAAUCUGCUGUUUUAAUCAAUUAUUUUCUCUCCAGCAUUAUAUUAUUGGAAUUUAUUAACACUUGCAUAUCAAUGAAGCCCCUAUGGUGUAUCGAGAAAUGAGACUUGAACAAUCGCCGUUGAAGAAAAUUACAUGGUCGUAUAUCGCAAAGAUCCGUCAGACUUGGAGACACCUACGGGAACCACGGCCGCGCAAUCGGUAGACCAGUCGUCCAAUGAAGCAGAAAAGAGUACUGGGUUGCCGUUAUCCAUGGUGCCUCGGGCGGUCUUGAUCUGUCGUCCGAAUUCUCAUCCGUUUCAAGAACGGCACCUUGCGCUAGACCAGCCGGUGAAAGUCGGACGCUCUGUGGCGAGAUGUCGGCCGGCCACCAACAAUGCGAUAUUUGAUUGUAAAGUGUUAUCCAGAAAUCAUGCUUUGCUGUGGUAUGAAAAUGGAAAAUUUUAUCUUCAAGAUACAAAGAGCAGUAAUGGAACUUUUGUCAAUAAUCAGCGACUCAGUAAAGGAUCAGAAGAGUCUCCUGCCAGAGAAGUUUGUUCGGGAGACAUUGUACAGUUUGGAGUUGAUGUGGUGGAAAAUUCCCGUAAAGUAACUCAUGGAUGCAUUGUUGCUACACUAAAGUUAUUUCUUCCUGAUGGAAAAGAAGCCAAAGCUAGUCCAACCACAACAGUUGUACCUGCAAUUCCUGAAGCCACUAUUUCAACUCAUGAUUUGUAUCAACUUUCACAGUAUUUACAAGAAGCACUUCAUCGGGAACAAAUUUUAGAAAAUAAACUUAUUACAUUGCAAAAAGUUAUGUCCAGUACCCAAGAAGCUUCAGAUAAUGGAUGGAAGGCUUUAAUUGAUGAAGAUAGACUCCUUAGCAGAAUAGAAACUUUGGAAAGCCAAUUACAAGCUUGUUCAAGAAACUUUUCUGAUGAUAAAGUGAGAGAAGAAAUUAUAAAAUUACAAGAAGAAAAGGAUAAAUAUCAAAAUAUUGCUAAAAAUACCUUAUCAAAUACAGAAGAGAAAUGUUCUCACUUACGGGAAGUGUAUGAUAAUAGAGAAAAAGAACUCAGGUUAUUAACUGAAAAAAAUGAUAAGAACCAUAAGGAAAUUAUUGAUUUGAACAAGAAAUUGCAGGAAUCUUUAAGGAAAGUAUUACAAGAAAAAUUGGAAGCAAUAAGAAAAGUACAAGAUUUAGAGAUUGAAAGCAUUCAAGCUGAUUGUGAUUUUACAAAACAGCAAUUGGUUGUGAUGAAAGCUCGUUUUGAACAAAUGAAAAAAGAACACAAUUUGGAUGAAAAUGUAGACAGUAAUGGAAUAUCAAUAAUCACACAAGAUGUUAUUUUACCAAAUGAUGAUGAUGAAAUUGGGAAGCUUAAAGCUCAGUUAAGAGAAUCCAAAGAAGAAGAAGAAAAGUGCAGUAAUCUUGCUAAAGAACUUCAAGCAGAAGUAAACAGAUUAGAAAUUGAACUACAGAAAGUUCAAACAGAAAAUGACGUAAAUACAACAACUUUAACUAUUGUUUAUCCUUCCAAUAAACCUAAUGGCGAUUUACAUGAUGAAAUACAACAUGAUAAUACAAAUGAACUUCAGAAAGAAGUUCAGAAACUUAAAGUGCGGAAUGACCAUCUAGAAUUAUCUGUUCGUCAAUUGGCAUGUUCUGUAACACUUUUGCAAGAAUUAUUAGCUGAAACACGUCAAAAUAAAAAAAUUAUCGAGGAAGAAAUUUUGCAUCUAAGAGAACAAUUAAAUGAAUCAGAAGUUAAAGAAAAGAAAAUGAAUGAUGAUACAAGUUUGCUUCAACAACAAUUACAGCAAACAAAAAAACAGUUGAAUGAAAGAUCUGAUGUAAUAAACAAAUUGCAAGAACAAUUAUCAAAUGCAGAAAUUACUAAUCAAGAAACAAAACAAGAGAUUUCUGUUCUUCUCCAAAAAUUAAAUGGUGAAGAACAAUUAAGUCAUUUGAAACAAGAAGAGACCAACACUCUAAAAACAUUGGAAGAACAAGAAGCUCAUCAAAAACUAAUUGAAAACUUGGAACAGACAAAACAACAAUUACAAGAGACUCAACAAAUCUGUAAGCAAAGUCAAAAUGAAGCUGAACAACUUAAAAUGAAAAUUAAAAUUUUAACAGAGGAUGCUAAAAGCCAAUCAAAUCAUGAUAAAACCUUAGAACAAAAAACUGCUGAAUGUAAUACACUUCAAGAAGAAUGUGCACUUCUCAGAGCUAGGAUAAAAGCAAUGGAAGCCGAAAUAAGAACUUUUAGGAAUGAAAAUAUAAAAUUACAAGCAGAUUAUGCAUGUUUGCAAGAAUCAAACAGGAAACUUGAAUCCUUUAAUUUAGCACUUGAAAAUAAAGGAGGCGAUUACUUGAAAGAAACAUUAAUUGAACUUCGUAAAAAAGUGGACAGCAAAGAAAAAGAGUUGAAAGAAGCUAAUGAAGAAAUAUUACUACUAAAAGAAAAGUUUGCUGAAUGCAGUACACAAAAAGCCAAUAUUCAGAGAGAUCUUGACGCACUCACGGAAGAAUUUAAAUUGGUGACUUUGCAAACUAAAACGGUCUCGGCAUGUUCGUUCAUCCCUCUGAUCAUCUUACUUCUGGCCAUAAUUAUAGCAUUUUAUCCUUUUCUUUCACAUCUGACAGCAACUGCAGAUUCUACCAAUCUGACUUGAUUUGGAUAAACGAGCGACGGAACUUUUGUCAUAUCACCUCUGUUGGCCACAUCCCGCUUUUCGCAUGCCAGUCGUGAAACCUUCACUAGUCCUGGCCUCCGAAUGGAUAUUUUUUUAAGCAUACAAGAAUUUAAAACAGCAGCACAAACUCAAUGUUAGAAUUAUUGGAAUCACAUCAUAAUUAAAUCAUGUACAAGCUAACUAGAAUUUAUGGUGGUCCAUUCAUACUACUCGCUGCUCCAUCACCACAGUGGUGUGGCAGCUGGUGUUUCAGUUUACAGUGUUUCAUUUGCUUAGUGCUUUAAUGUGUUUCGACAGUUGUCAACUUAUAAUUUGUAAAGCAUAAUUAAAUUAAGACAGAUUUAUGAUAGGUUACAAAUAAUGUAUCCAUUUAAGAAAGGAAACAGUUUUAUACCAAAAGAAAAACUUGUGUAUAAAUUGGAUAUUUGUUUUGAGAGAGAAACAAAUCUGAACUAUAAAUAUAUAUAAAAUAUUGCACUGUAUGCUCUAGUACAUACAAGACCAUAAUGUCGGAUUUGCUUUCCAUUAUUUAUUUGUUAAAGUGUUAUUAGAUUAGUGUAAAACUUGUACAGAAGCAGGAUGUGAUAUUAUCUGUAAUUUAGAAUCUCCACAUUCCUGUGAUAAUAAUUUUUUUCAAUUAGAGUUUUUUUUAAGUAAUUUCUGCUUUGAAAAUAGAAUGAAUCCUAUGCGUGUCUCGAAAAUUUGGUUCGUUCGUUUGACGUCAAGUUAUUUUCCCAUGAUAUAUUUCUGCACUUUGUAUUCUGUUGGACUAGUAAAUGGCAGAAGUGUCAUUUUCAAAAGUCAGUUUUUCUACCCAAGAGCAAAUUUCUUCGGGGCAAAGAACCGAGUUAUGGAUUUUAUAUCACAAUGUACAUAAAACUUGCCAAGAAUUUCUCGAAAUCCUUGCAAGAGUGCAAGGAGACGUUACGAGGCAAAUCAAACUCCAGUUCCCACUUAAAAAUGUAUCGUGUAUAUGAGAUUUACAACCAGUUAGUAAUAAUAUCGUAGAACCCAGCACGGGUAAGACUCCACAUUUCGUUUUCAGCUUCAAUGUACCAUUCAUCCAUCACCAGUUAUCGUUUAUUUUAAAUGAAAACAAGGAAAAAAUAAAAAUAAUAAUAAUAAUACUGUAAAUAUGGCAGCAGUUCAUAUAGAAAGCCAAAAUAAAAGCAAUGUGUACAUAAUGCACUAUAUAUCACGGGUAUAGGGAGAUAAAGUAGCUGACAUUUUACAGAAUGCUUGGAUCAUGGUAUGUUGUGAAAGUGAUGAUUUACUUUUGAAUUUGAUUUAUUAAAUAAAAAGAUCCUUCAGCAUUCAUUCUAAUACCAGUUGUAUCUUCUUUUGUGUGUUUGUUUGUGUUUUUUGUUUAGAAAUUACAGGGGGAGAUCUUAAGAUAAGGAGAAAAACAUACUUGUAGCAUCCCCCUGAAAGUUUCCAGAUCAAAAAAUAAAUCCUGUAGGAGGGGGAUUUUAAUACUUUCACAGUUAACAGUUUCAUACGAAAAAAAAACAUUCUAAGGAAGUUAAACAACCAGUACAGAUGCUUUUGCGUAACAGCCACCACCCCCACGACACCACAAACCGCAGUCUCAGUUUGCACUGCCCAAAUUUGGC